Microstroma glucosiphilum is the source of this 4478-nucleotide messenger RNA. RefSeq names its product phospholipid-translocating P-type ATPase. Gene Ontology annotation, molecular function: ATP hydrolysis activity; ATPase-coupled intramembrane lipid carrier activity; magnesium ion binding. NCBI's taxonomy places the organism in Eukaryota, Fungi, Basidiomycota, Exobasidiomycetes, Microstromatales, Microstromataceae. Gene Ontology annotation, cellular component: plasma membrane. The coding region runs from base 217 to 4443 and encodes 1408 amino acids. Gene Ontology annotation, biological process: phospholipid translocation; post-Golgi vesicle-mediated transport; intracellular protein transport. The transcript is spliced from 2 exons. The record is from RefSeq and is a predicted model, not a curated record.
CCUCACCUUCCCUCGAUCCCAUCAUACCACCAGCAUUCCAUUCACGUCACUUGUGCCUCGCUGUAGUGCGCAGCCAUACACAUAUCUCGUGCACCUCUUGAUACCAAGCAGUCUCCAUUUCUGCCGAGCAAUCCCUCUCGCCUUCACAGCGUUGAGCCUUCGCCGCGUUCUGAUGCUCCUCUGAGGACCCACUUCUGAGCUUCCCCUUUCGCAAAAAUGGACGACUUUGACGAUUUCAUCUCCUCCAGUGGACGCACUGGACAACCGCCACCAGAAGGCACAGCAUCUCAUCGUCCAGCUGCUCAGUCCAAUCCAUACUCGUACGGAGCUGGGGGCCCUCUUGACCCAUUCGCAAGCACGGACUCGUUAGGUUUCUCCAAUGCCAACAAUAGGGCAGGUCCAUCAGGUUCUUCCGCUGGACCAUCUCAUGUUCUCGUCGAUGAUGAUGCUGACUUACUCGGUGACGACGAUGAUUACGAAGGCCAGUAUGGCAAUGACCGCUACGCCAGGGGAGGCAACCUAGAGAGGCAGGCGUCUAGCAAGUCCGGCUAUCCAGCCUCCAUCACGUCCUCCUGGGCUCAUGAGGAUACGACAACGAUGGGUCUGGCAGCUCCGCGCCUUCCAUACUCGGACAGCAAUGGACGGGGUCGCACAUACUCCCAAGAGAGCGAUCUACCUCUCUCCAAGAAUGCUGCAGAUCCCGCUGGUUCCUCCCGAGCUGCCGGACCUUUCGCCGAUGUUUACGCUGUCCGGUCCAACACGUCCGGGAAUUUCAAGAGCAUCGAGGCGGACGAUGAUGUCGAUUCACCCUACCCAGGAUCCGUCCCUUAUGCUGACUUUGCGACAGCAGGGCCAAGUAGGGGCAAUGCACCUCCUGCUCCGUCCACGAAGAAGAGUCGGUUUUCGGUAGGACCUGCAGCUGGCCAGUCCAGGGGCCCGCCUAGAGACGGCCUCUUCGAUGGAGUCCAGCGGUCAUAUAGAGGGCUCAAGGACGAUAUGAGUGAUAUGUUCAAGGGGAAAGCCGCGAGGAACAAGGUGCCAGAGGGAGAGCGUAUUGUGCGGCUGAAUGACCCUCUCACAAAUGAUCGAGAAGGCCGUUUCAGAGACAACUACAUCUCUACAAGCAAGUUCAACGUCAUCACAUUCACUCCCAAAUUCUUGCUAGAACAAUUCUCCAAGUACGCCAAUCUCUUCUUCCUUUUCACGGCUUGUAUCCAACAAAUACCCGGCGUGUCACCAACAAACCGUUGGACCACAAUCGUGCCUCUCGGUGUCGUCCUCCUGGCGAGUGCCUUCAAGGAGGUCAAAGAAGACGUCAAGCGGCAUCAAUCAGACGCCGAGCUCAACGGGAGGGUCGCACAAGUGCUCAAUCCCGGUACGAAUCACUUCGAACCACGAAGAUGGCGCCAUCUUCGCGUCGGCGACAUCAUCCGUGUGGAGUCAAAUGACUUCUUCCCAGCAGACUUGGCUUUGCUUGCCAGCUCUGAGCCCGAAGGGCUGUGCUAUGUAGAGACCGCUAAUCUUGAUGGGGAGACCAACCUCAAGAUCAAACAGGCAAGCUCCCAAACGUGCCGCAUCACCACACCUCAAAGCGCUGCUUCGAUGCGGGGUCAGCUCAAUUGCGAGCACCCCAACAAUAGUCUGUACACUUUCGAUGCUACGCUGAAUCUGCAGAUGAGCUCAACCCCCGGCUUCAGCGGAACACCGAUGAAGAAGAUCCCACUGGGGCCAGAUCAGCUGUUGUUGCGAGGUGCUCAAUUGCGGAACACACCUUGGUGCUAUGGCCUGGUUGUGUUUACCGGACAUGAGACAAAGCUUAUGCGUAACGCAACGGCGGCUCCGAUCAAGAGGACUGCUGUUGAGAAGAUGGUCAACGUGCAGAUUCUGCUCCUCUUCGUACUCUUGAUGGCACUUUCUAUUGCGUCAUCCAUUGGCAGUAUCAUUCGCAACACGUCCUUCGCCAGCUCGAUGCAGUAUCUGCUCCUCGCAGACGAAGGCAGGAACAACGCAAGGAUCUUUGUCGAGGACAUUCUGACCUUCAUCAUUGCCUACAACAACCUGAUUCCCAUUUCUUUGAUCGUCACAAUUGAAGUCAUCAAGUACCAGCAAGCGGUCUUAAUCAACUCUGAUCUAGACAUGUACUAUGCGCCAACGGACACGCCCGCCUUAUGCCGCACAUCGAGUCUGGUCGAAGAGCUCGGACAAAUCGAGUAUAUUUUCUCUGACAAGACGGGCACUUUGACGAGGAACGAAAUGGAGUUCAAGCAGGCUUCCAUUGGAGGCGUCUCAUACACUGAUGUGAUAGAUGAAGCCAAACAAGGCACCGGAGAGAUUGGACCUGACGGCAGAGAGGUUGGUGGUCAAAGGACAUGGCACGAGCUCAAGGCAAUCAUGUCAGGCGCAAUACCCGACGAUGGCAGUAGCGGAAUGAUCGACGAGUUCCUGACUUUGUUGGCAGUGUGCCACACCGUAAUUCCAGAACGUCAAGGCGACAAAAUCAAAUUCCAAGCCUCUAGCCCCGAUGAAGCUGCUCUUGUAGCCGGAGCAGAGUCGCUGGGGUAUCAAUUCACUACCCGAAAGCCUCGCUCUAUCUUCAUCGAAGUGAGGGGAGUCGAAGAAGAGUACGAGAUUCUACAAGUCUGCGAGUUCAACUCUACUAGGAAGAGGAUGUCUACAGUAGUACGAUGUCCAGAUGGAAAGAUUAAGCUGUACUGCAAGGGAGCGGACACUGUCAUCAUGGAGAGGCUAAGCGAGAACCAGCCCUUCACCGAACAGACCCUUGUCCAUCUGGAAGACUACGCCACCGAUGGUCUGAGGACUCUCUGCGUGGCAUCGAGGGAAGUACCUGAGCAGGAGUAUCGACAAUGGGCAAAGAUUUACGAGUCCGCCGCGGCCCAGAUCACUGGUCGAAGCGAAGCUCUUGACAAGGCAGCAGAAAUCAUCGAGCAGAAUCUUUUCCUGUUGGGUGCGACAGCCAUCGAAGACAAGCUACAAGAGGGUGUACCAGAAACGAUUCAUACACUACAGACGGCUGGUAUAAAAGUCUGGGUCUUGACGGGUGAUCGACAAGAGACUGCCAUCAACAUUGGGCUGUCCUGCCGACUCAUCUCCGAGUCUAUGAAUCUCGUCAUCGUCAAUGAGGAAUCUGCUCAUGCAACAGCCGACUUCUUGAACAAGAGGCUCGCUGCUAUCAAGAACCAGCGCAAAGCAGGAGAGAUUGAAGAGCUCGCCCUGAUCAUUGACGGCAAGAGCUUGGCCUUUGCACUUGAGAAGGACUUGAGCAAGGUUUUCCUCGAGCUGGCCAUGAUGUGCAAGGCCGUGAUCUGUUGUCGAGUCAGCCCACUUCAGAAAGCGCUGGUGGUCAAGCUGGUCAAGAAGAAUCUCAAGGCUCUUCUGCUUGCCAUUGGCGACGGCGCGAAUGAUGUCAGCAUGAUUCAGGCCGCCCACGUCGGUGUUGGUAUCAGUGGUGUGGAAGGUCUCCAGGCUGCACGAAGUGCCGACGUUGCCAUCUCUCAAUUCAGGUUUCUUCGCAAGCUUCUCCUCGUUCACGGUACAUGGAGCUAUACCCGGCUGAGCAAGAUGAUCUUGUAUUCCUUCUACAAAAACAUCACCUUGUACAUGACGCUUUUCUGGUUCUCCUUCCAGAGCAGCUUCUCAGGUCAGGUGCCCUUUGAGUCUUGGACGUUAUCGCUCUACAAUGUCCUCUUCACUGUACUACCACCACUGGUCAUCGGCAUCUUUGAUCAGUACCUAAGUGCGAGGAUGCUGGAUCGUUAUCCUCAGCUGUAUGGCGAGGUCUUCUUCAAUCGACGAAAGUUCUGGGGCUGGACCAUCAAUGCCUUCUAUCACUCCCUACUGGCGUACAUCAUCGUCACUGCUGCCUUCUGGACUAGUCUUCAGGGCUCUGAUGGCUAUACGCCAGGUCUUUGGGUCUGGGGUACGACGCUAUUCAUGGCUGUGCUAGCGACCGUGCUGGGCAAAGCAGCACUGGUGUCUGACCUCUGGACAAAGUAUACUUUUGCUGCUAUUCCAGGAUCGCUCUUCUUCACGCUGGCCUUCCUGGCCGUCUACAUCAUUGUAGCGCCCAUCAUCGGCUUCUCUGAGGAGUACCAAGGGCAGCUAGGAGCCAUCUUUGGCUCGCCUCUCUUCUGGUUCUGCAUCAUCCUCGUGCCAGGAGCCUGCUUGGUGCGAGACUAUGUAUGGAAAUUCUGGAAGAGGACUUGGAGGCCAGAGAGUAGACAUGUGGCUGCGGAGAUCCAGAAGUACAAUUUGGUGGAUCAUCGACCGAGGAUGAGCGAGUUCCAAAAGGCCAUUAGGAAGGUGCGGGCGGUGCAGAGGAUGAGGAGGACAAGAGGAUAUGCCUUUUCGGGCGGAGAGCAGGGAGAGGAGGCGAGGUUGAUCCGAUUGUAUGACACGACGAAGCCCAAGGACACUGGUUUGUAAGGGCACGGUCGAAAUGAACUGUAUUGCACAUGGUC